AUGCUAAUUCAACGUCAAUACUGUUUCGAGGGCAGUGAUGCUGCUUAUAUCAAGCAUCUCGAGGCACGAGUUUCUGACUUGGAGAAGAGGCAUUCUGAGACUCCCCAACAGUUCCGACUCGUGCGCUGUGAGACUUGUAGAGAGGCACCAAAAACCCACGAAAAGGGAAGUAUUUCGCGGUUGUCGGAUGUCGGGAUGCGAGGUCAGGAGAGCGUGGGGAGACACGGGGCGGAACGCCGCAUCGAGCAACAGCAGUCAACACCUUCAAACAGCGAACCUUUGAACAGUACGUCAAGCGAAGGAACUAGCUUCAAUAUUGUCGUCUGGGAUCCUCUCGGCGACCCCAAACCGCGCUCUCGAAAGACCAACGGCGAAUACGAUCAGACUCAAGCAAAGUUGUUCAAGGAUUUUGUCGGUCUGACAAGCAAUUUGCCGACAACUUCAGAUUGGAAAAUUGGUAACUCAGAGCGAGCAACUUAUCACUGGGGUAAUAUAAGCGCGUUUAAAUUGAACUUGCCAACUGGUCUAAAGCAACCCAGUGUCUUACCACUUACCCAUAGCUCUAAGCCCGCGCCCAUCUCCUCCCCACUCAUCUCACCCUCAGUGCCAAUCUGUACAUCUGUAACAAUCGGCUACCCACGCACGUCCAUAGAAACUCUACUUACGGGUUACAUUAAUGUACCUAAAGUAUCCGAGAAGAAAAAUGCGAACUUCCGAAAGCUCGUACUCUGUUCAGCAUGCUUGGUUGCUAUGGAGACUACCCAUGCCAGCUCGAAAGAUGAUGUUUACGAAAUACUAAGGCGAAUCUUUGAAUCCGAUGCUAAUAUUAGUUGGCUUCAGUCCCUAUGCCGUGGAGCGAAAUGGAUUACUUAG
Penicillium pulvis is the source of this 873-nucleotide messenger RNA. RefSeq lists its product as uncharacterized. NCBI's taxonomy places the organism in Eukaryota, Fungi, Ascomycota, Eurotiomycetes, Eurotiales, Aspergillaceae. The transcript has 2 exons. The record is from RefSeq and is a predicted model, not a curated record. The coding region runs from base 1 to 873 and encodes 290 amino acids.